Messenger RNA from Branchiostoma belcheri (Belcher's lancelet), 892 nucleotides. RefSeq names its product alpha-2,8-sialyltransferase 8B-like. The transcript has 5 exons. The coding region runs from base 1 to 807 and encodes 268 amino acids. The record is from RefSeq and is a predicted model, not a curated record. Lineage: Eukaryota; Metazoa; Chordata; Leptocardii; Amphioxiformes; Branchiostomatidae. Gene Ontology annotation, biological process: N-glycan processing; oligosaccharide metabolic process. Gene Ontology annotation, molecular function: alpha-N-acetylneuraminate alpha-2,8-sialyltransferase activity.
AUGCAGAAUGUCUUGAGAUCUAUCCUGAGUCCAGGUAUAUCCGCUGUGAGAAUCAACUCUGACGUCAACCUCAUACGGCGUUGCCUUGACUACCGUGAGUGCAAGGGGGUUUCCGCAUUACGUCACUACGGCACAUGCGCACUAGUGGGUAGCAGUGGGAUCCUCCUAAACAGCAGCUGCGGUGACGACAUUGAUGCGAGUGACUUUGUCAUCAGAUUUAACCUAAGCCCUCAAGAAGGCUACACCAAGGACGUGGGGAAGAAGUCGUCCAUGAUGGUUCUGAACACUUUGAUGUCUCACAAGGCGUACGAUCUGUUCAACACCACGGGCGGGAACAGAGAGGCAAGACUGAGGGACAUGUUUAGAACUGCCGACAACGCAAUAUUGUUCUUUCCGGUAAGUAAGUCGAACAGAUUCUGGUGGAUGUACAGAGGCUUGGAGCAGAUCCUGAGAAGACAGGGACUGAAUGUUGUCGUCGUCAUGGGGGUCACGACCUUCGAACAUGGGCAUGACGAAAUCCGGCGCAAGAUCUGGGAGGUUCUAGACAAGCAGAACACCCGUGAGAUGCCUUCCACAGGUCUACUUCUGGUGGAAAUCGCAAUCACCUUCUGUGACCGCAUCCAAGUGUACGGCUUCUACCCGUUUGCCCGCGAUCAGCAAGACCACGCAAUCCCUUUCUACUAUUGGGACACCCCUGACAGUGAUUUAGGAGCAGGACACAUCCACAACUUUGCCGCAGAGUUUGAACUUCUUCGAAAACUCCACAGCAAUGGAGUCAUCGAACACAAAAUAGGUCAUUGUAAAUAACUUUAAGUAGCCAUCUGUAAUAGUAGUGUCUUUGGUAGAUGUUUCAAUUUGCAACUUUAGUCACGUUUUUAUGUUUACCGAAGGA